This is a messenger RNA of Hypoxylon trugodes, 1729 nucleotides long. Its product is annotated as NAD(P)-binding protein. NCBI's taxonomy places the organism in Eukaryota, Fungi, Ascomycota, Sordariomycetes, Xylariales, Hypoxylaceae. The record is from RefSeq and is a predicted model, not a curated record. The transcript has a single exon. The coding region runs from base 325 to 1371 and encodes 348 amino acids.
GACCUUCGUUGAAGGAUCUUUUUAUUCAAAGUGACCAUAUGUUGCUGAAUUAAGGGGUUAGAUCAUAUAUAGGUAGCCAUUUGACCUUGGCUUGUUAAUCAAAAAUGGACGGAAUGAAUAUUCCUCCGAAUCGUAUCCACAAAUCACCACUUACAAAUCCAAGCCAACAUCUCGAUAUCAAAAUCAUAGAGAGAAUUCGCUGGCCGCGAAAAACUAUAAAAUGAGCAAUUUCCAAGUCUCUGAGUCCAAGAUGAAGGAAUCAUCAGACAUGCAAUUGUAUCCCAAUCCAAGUAAAUAACUAGCUCUCCAAAGUUUGACUUCAUCAUGGCACAGCCCGCACCAACCCCAAAGACCGUUUUCAUAACAGGCGCAAAUGGUUACAUCGGUUCUGCCGUAAGCCGCGCUUUCGUCCGAGCCGGGUGGCAACCAUACGGCUUAGUCCGACGCCCAGAAGCGGCCGGAUCCCUCAUUGCCGAAGAAGUAAUCCCUAUCAUCGGCUCCAUCUCCAAAGACGCCACGUUCCUCGACGCCCUCUUUGAGCAUACUAAAACGGUCGACGUUGUGGUCUCUUGCACGGAGGACAUUCCCUUCGGAGCACACUACGAGGCCCUGAUCUCCCAGCUCCGGAAACUGGCCGAGACGUCUAAUCGUAAUGGAGUCCGCCCUCUUGUCUUGUUUACUUCUGGAUGCAAGGACUACGGCAUCAUGGGCGUCCAUGGAUCUCCAGGUCUUGCGCCGCAUACCGAGGAGUCGCCUCUACAGCCUAUCAAGAUCCUCAUAGAGCGUGCUGAGAGCUCGGUUCGUAUUUUUGAACAUAAGGGUUUAUUUGAUGCUGCGGUUAUUCGACCGACUCCUGUUUUCGGGUAUGAUAGCUCGUAUUAUGGGCUAGCGUUCGAAUUGGCGACGGAGGCGGGGAGAAGUAAGGAUGGGGUUUUGACGCUGCCGUUUGAUUUUGGUACGAUUGUGCAUGGGUGCCAUAUUGAUGACUGUGGGGAGGCGUAUGUAGCGCUCGCGGUGCACGAGGAUAGGGAUGUUGUUGCGGGGCAGAGUUUUAAUAUCUCGGCGAGUCGGUAUGAUACCUUGGCGACUAUCGCGAAGGCGUUGGAGGUUGAGUAUGGGCUUAAGGGGGUCGUAUCGGGUCCUUGUGAGGACGAUAGGGUGUUGUCGGCUGAUGUUGUGCUUGGAUAUAGUCAAUGGGUUGGUAGCGAAAAGAUUCGAAAGCUGACGGGUUGGUCGGAUAAGAGGAUGCUACUCUCGGAGAAUUUGCACGUUUAUCGCUUGGCGUACGAAGAGGCGGCGAAAAGGGGUCACCAGGGCGUGUUGAGAGUCAAGGCGAGGUUUGAUGGCGUCCUUGCUGGCUCUACCAUUUAAUAGAGGGGAGGGUCAUAAGCUACCUUUCUGGCGGCGAUGGAGCGAGUUUGGAUGGAAUAGUUGUUAUUGCGGCAUUUAAGCAAAAUUGUAAGCAGAGCAAGCCACCCACGUAACACAGCGGGGCUAUCAUCAAUCGUUACCGGUAUAUUCCUUACCCUAAGAUCUUUGGAAUUUGGGACACAUCGGACUUGGUAGCUAUAAGACCACAUUUAGCGACUUAAAUCCUUUUAUUCGUCCUGAUUAGUAGAUCAAUUGGGAUGCUCUUAAUACCACGCGGCGCUCGUAUACUAUAAUUAUCAACAACUUCUCACGAUGAACAAAUAACAAGUAGGGAAACGUAACGUUGGCAUUAAUCAUU